Colletotrichum costaricense is the source of this 483-nucleotide messenger RNA. RefSeq lists its product as uncharacterized. The transcript is spliced from 2 exons. NCBI's taxonomy places the organism in Eukaryota, Fungi, Ascomycota, Sordariomycetes, Glomerellales, Glomerellaceae. The record is from RefSeq and is a predicted model, not a curated record. Bases 1 to 483 code for a protein of 160 amino acids.
AUGUUUGGCCGUCAGUCACAAACUCAGUUCCCCAAGCGAAGCAGCUCAGGCUACUCGUGGCCCGAGAGCGACAGCGAAGACGAUAUCGUCAUCAGGCCCUGCGCCACGAACGAGAAGGCCGAUGCCACAGUCACCAUGACCGAGUGCGUUCCGGGCCCGACGGCGGUGGAACAGACCUCUCAGUCCAGGCCUUCUCUCAGCGGCCGCCGCGCCUCCGCCGAGGAUACCAACCUGCAAGAGCUUUGGGAAUGCAUGCUUGAGCUCCAGCAACAAUAUCACUGCUACAACUCGACGCGUAUGGAGAUUGCUGCCGAUAGGGAGGACGCCAUGGACAUGAUGCCCACCAAGUAUUGCAUGGACAUGCUCAACGACUCCAUCGAGUCCCUUCCCGAAGAGGGCUGGAAGAAGCUCAGCAAGUUCCUCAUCACCGACCUGGAGCACGCCCAAAAAUCGCAAAAGUGGAAGUUCUGGAAGCACCUCUAG